AUGGAAGCAAUUACACAACUCAAAAAAUUUAUGUAAGUCCUUUCUUAUUAUACAUAUAAGUGGUCAUCAUUUUAAUGUGAAGAGCUUUCAUAGGUAUAUGAUUAACAAUGACAUCUCAGAUAUCGAAACAUUGAUCAAAUUUUGUUAAUUGGAUAAUACAGGAUAGAGAUUUAAUUUAUGGAGAUUGUUUUUUAAGUAAUAUGUGGAUUCUACAUAGCAUUUACACCAUAGAAGAUACAGUAUUUGAGAAAAUAGGUAAGUUAUCCAAAACAAGAGAAACCUAUAAAUAAUUGGAGCAAAAGUAUUCAAGAUCUUAAGAAGUGUCAUCCACUACAAAGAUUGAGGAUUAACCUAAAAAAGGUCCUUUAGGAGGUCCAUUAGGGGGUCCUUUAGGUGGCCCAUUAGGAGGAGGAUCUAAAAUAAAGACAGCCACUCAAAAUCCAAUGGAAGAUGCUGAACUAAGAAAUGAAAUAAGAAAGGAUGUUGAAAGGACAUAUCAAGAGAUUUAAUUUUUUGCUAAUAAAAAAGUGUUGCAGAUACUUACUAGUAUAUUGUUUAUAUGGAGCAAAGAAAAUAGUGAAAUUUCAUAUAGACAAGGGAUGAAUGAGGUAGCUGCCUCCUUAAUUCAUGUAUACUUUCAAGAAGCUCUUUAUUAAGAUGAAAUUGAUAAAAUACAAGGAGUAUACAUUAUUAUAUGAUGAAGGCAUCAGAGGACGACAAGCAAAUCUUAUUACAAUUUAAUUCAUGGGAGCAUGCUGAGGCUGACAUCUACACACUCUUUUAGAAAUUGAUGAAUGAUGCUUAACACAUGGAAAUGUUCAGACCAAACUAUACAGAAGCAUAAAAGAUUAAAUUAUAAAGUAAAAAGCCAAGUGCAAUCUUAACAAGAGUCUCUAAAAUUUAAGAUAUCCUCUUAAAACAAGUGGAAAUGCCAAUGUUUAGACAUCUCAAAUUAUUACAAGUGGAAUUCCAAAUAUUUUUAUUAAAGUGGAUAAGGUAUUAAAUAUAAUAAAUUAAAUAGAUGUAUGUUUACUAGAGAAUUACAUUUAAUGGAAUCUUUUAAAGCAUGGGAUGCAAUCUUCUAUGAUUUUUAUGAAUAAAAAACAGAGACAUUAUUUUUUGUUGAUUGCAUAGCAAUAGCAAUGAUAUUGUAUGUUAAAUAGCCAAGUAUUUGUUAUUAUUUAAUGAUAGUAAUGGAAAUGGAAGAUUCCAGUUAAUGUUAUCAAAGAUUCCUCAAAUACCCACCAGUUUCUAAUUUGUCAGCUCUACUUGAGUCUGCUAUCAAUGUCAGAGCCAUUUUAUUGAAUUAAAAAUCUGCCACUACUUUAGAUGAAUAAAAUGAGUCCAAUCAACCAGCCAUUUAUUCAGAUAAACAAUUCAAUCCUGUUUUUUUUGCAUAGCCUACUGACAAAAUUGAAGGAAUGGAUGCUAAGGUUGUGAAGAUUACUUCUGAAAAACCUUAGUUUAGAAUGAAAGGUGAUGUAGAUUUAGUCUACAAAGAUGAAACCUCUCCAGAUAAAUCAAAUCAAAAUUAGCAAUAAUUUAUUAAUCCCUUACAACCGAAAUCAGUACCUCAAUAAUAAAAGCCAUAAUAGUAUUAAGCUUAAUAACAAAUACAAUAGUCAUAGUCGACUUCUUAAGUUACUCAAAGCAGCAAUUAAUCAUCAAUUACAACAAACUUUUUUGAUUCUAGUUUAUCAAGUACAAACACUAAAACCAUCAAAACCUAAUUUUAAGUAGAGGAGCAAUCAUAACAAGUAAAAAAAGCUUAAACCCCAUUGAAAAAUUCUAUUUAGAUUCCUAUUCAAUAGGCUGAAGAGAUGUUUGGCACUUUGGAAGAAACCCUAAAGUUCAUGAAAUCAUUUAAAGAUCAGUACUAUUAAAUCACUAUUAUAGUUCAAACUAUUAGGAUCUCUUAAUGAAUUUGACAGAAAUGAAAGAUUAUUUUGAAUCUUAGAUUAAGUAAAAUUGUAAAUUAAUUAAUUAGUGAAAAUUCUUAACCAGAAAAGUAAUAAAAUCAAUAAGAUGAUAAUAGUAUAUCUAGCAAAGUGAUAAGCUUCCUAAAGAAAAAACCAUGA
Molecule: messenger RNA, 2078 nt
Organism: Paramecium octaurelia
Lineage: Eukaryota; Ciliophora; Oligohymenophorea; Peniculida; Parameciidae
Source: the annotation of a GenBank genome assembly